GUCAGACGAAUAAUAUUCCCAUACAUGCAGUACUACUGUAGCGGCAGGAUAGACAGAUAGUUUAGUUGUACUAAAAGGAUAUGAAUGUUUAUAUCUGGAUUUUUUAUCUCACCAAUUUCUUGUUUCACUGGCCUUGGCUUGAUACAACUGAAUCAUUUUGAUGAUUUGACAUUUUUAUCUCUUGUCAUGUGAUGUUGAUGAUAGUACAAUGAUGGGUACAACGUUUAUCAAAUGCUCUAUCCGUAUUAGCUUUGACGUGCAGUUGUAGCUGUUCGGGAUAUUGCCAUAGGCUACUUAAUUAAUAUACUAAAUAUGGCCGCGUAUUACUUAAUCUUAUGGUAAGUCAAGGUAGAGAUAUUUACAAUACAAUAAAUUUUGAGAGAAGCGAAGAGGAACGGACAGAAGACGUAUUACGUAUUACUUGAAGAUUAUUGUAAGUCUAGUAAGAACAAGACGGUUGAACGAUAUAGAUUUUUCACACGAGUGCAAGGAAUAGGUGAAUCGACAGAGAAGUUCGUUACUGAGUUAAAAAUGUUAGCAACCACAUGCAAUGUCGAGCAGCUUACAGAUUCCUUGGUGCGUGACCGCAUUGUUUGUGGAAUGUGUGAUGAUAAUUUAAGAGAGAAUCUACUUAAAGUUGCAAAUUCAGAUCUAGACAAGUGUAUAGAAGCGUGUCGAGCUACAGAACUUACGAAGGAAAAAAGAACGUUUGUAGCAGAAAGGAUCGAUGUAACAUUACGAAUGGCUCCUAUUAUAAUGCAUGUUAUAAAUAGAGGCUGCAUGUGAGUUAAUGUAUGUAUUUAUAGUUCGAUCGUCGAUGAAUAAAUGCAUAUAAAGGGUUACACUUUAAACAAACGUAUUACGUAUGUAAUUGUUUUGUCACAUAUGUUGUUAUGUCGACAUCAAAAUGUUUAGCUUGCGUAGCAGUCGCUUUAUUUUGUUGAAGGUUUUGAGGAUUUUUGAAUAACAUUUAUUCAAAAAUCCUUAAAACAUUCAAUAAAAUAAAGCGCCUGCUACGCAGACUACAAAAUGUCUUCCACAGACUUCUUGAAUGUAUUUAAUUAUUCAAGGACAUGACUGCACAUGAGAGUAAAGGCCCUGUUACACGGUGCAAUUUUUCAUGCAACUUGUCUCG
Molecule: messenger RNA, 1135 nt
Organism: Paramuricea clavata
Lineage: Eukaryota; Metazoa; Cnidaria; Anthozoa; Malacalcyonacea; Plexauridae
Source: the annotation of a GenBank genome assembly